CACAGUCUAUAUCCGUUGCUUUGUCCUAACGUUUCUCUUCCCUCAGCUUAAAAUCAUGUCUUGAUCAGUUUCUGCCAUUUUCUGGGCGUUAGAUAUACGGAUUUCUCGUAAAUUCGGAAGCAAAUCUUGAGAUUUAUAGCCAUUGUUUUCCAUGGAGUUGGUGUAAGCAAAUGUUGAUGAUGGAGAUUGAAAGAGACUUCAGUUACUUCUCCGACGAUCUCCCCCCAUCUCUCGGAGGAGCAAACAAGGCGAAAAAGCUGCGAAAACACGUGAUUUCCCCCUUCGAUCCUCGUUACAGGGCUUGGGAAAGUUGGCUGACCGUCCUCGUCAUUUACUCGGCAUGGGUCACUCCCUUCGAGCUCGCCUUCUUAACCUGCAAGAGGGAUUCGCUUCUCGUCCUCGACAACAUCGUCAACACUUUCUUCGCCAUCGACAUCAUUCUCGCCUUCUUCGUGGCGUACAAAGACAGCCGGACAUAUCUUUUAGUGGACGAUCACAAGAAAAUAGCGUUAAGGUACGUCUCCACAUGGUUCGUUCUCGACGUUUGCUCAACAACGCCGUUUCGUGCUCUAUGUAUCGUGUUUGACGAUGGUGGCAGCGAGCUAGGGCUUAGAGUACUGACAGUUCUCCGGCUAUGGCGUUUGAGACGCGUUAGCUUGCUGUUUUCGAGGCUCGAGAAGGAUAUCCACUUCAGCUACUUCUGGAUCCGCUGCAUAAAACUCGUAUCCGUUACCCUUUUCGCAGUACACGUUGCCGGAUGCUUCAACUAUCUGAUUGCAGCAAAGUAUCCGAAUCCGGGAAGAACAUGGAUCAGUUCAUUAUACCCGAAUUUCAAACAAGAGAGUGUCUGGAUCAGAUAUGUUACGGCUAUGUACUGGUCUAUCACCACGUUAACCACAACUGGUUAUGGAGAUCUUCAUGCUCAGAACUCGCGGGAAAUGCUCUUCCAGAUCUGUUACAUGCUGUUCAAUCUCGGGUUGAUAUCUUACCUCACGGGGAACAUGACGAAUCUCAUUGUGGACAGGACGGGUCGGACCCGAGACUUUAGGGAAACCGUGAGAGCGGCCUCAGAAUUCGCCAUGAAGAACAGAUUGCCGCCUCGGAUGAAGGAAAAGAUACUUUCGUAUGUAUGUUUAAAGUUCAAAGCACAAGGUUUGAACCACAGAGAGUUCAUAAAUGGCUUGCCAAAAGCCAUACAGUCAACCAUUUCAAACUCUCUCUUCUUCCCCGUGGUUGAAAACGUGUUUAUCUUCCGAGGAGUUUCUCGUAGUUUCAUCGCUCAACUGGUUUCAGAGUUCGAAGCCGAAUGGUUUCCGCCCAAGGAAGAUGUGAUUCAACGGAACGAACUCCCGGCACAUCUCUAUAUAUUGGUCACGGGUGCAGCGGAUUUGAUAACGUAUGUUGAUGGAAAAGAACAAACUAUCUGCAAGGUAGAUGCAGGGGAUACAUUUGGAGAGAUUGGAGUUUUAUGCAAUGUCAUGCAGCCUUUUACAGUUAGGACAAGCAAACUGUGUCAGAUUCUAAGGCUUGAAAGAUCAUCGCUCAUGAACCUCAUGAGAGAAAAUAUGGAAGAUGGGUGCAAAGUGGUGAAGAACCUUUUCAUGAAGAUUAACAGGUUGGAGACAGUUGAUGAGUUUCCUGCAACCAGGGAUCCAUAUAUUUACCUGAAGGAGCUACUUGAUGUAAGAACAAGAUUUCAAGAUUAUGCAGACAAAGACAUGUUCAUAAAGGAUGUGAGAGCAUUCACUAACAAUGCAAAUUCAAUAGCAGAAGAUGGCAAGAAAGAUAAGAAACGUGAUACUGGCAAUGCGCUGUUUCGUGAAGGUAGCGAUCUGAAAACAAGAUUUCCCGUUAUAAGAAAUCUGUCUGAACAGAGUGCUACAGAAACGUAUGAACAUAGGAUAGAUAUUGUCCCACAAGAAAUAGAAGAGGACCCCCGAAAAGUUACAAGUUACAGCAGCAGACACAUAAGUGCAAGAAGCACUCGGACAGAACAUGGUGACAGAGAGACAAAUCAAAUAAAAAAAGAAGAGAAUUACCAUCCACUUGCAACGUCAAAAGCAGAAGGGGAAGUUGAUUUUAUUGCCCGAUUCCAUAGAUGAGCUGCUAAGAAUUGCCGGUAACAAGUUUGGGGGAUGCAGGUUCGUGAAGGUCGUUAACAAUGGAAACGCCGAAAUAGAUGAUAUAAAUGUUGUAAGAGAUGGUGACCACUUGUUUUUGCUUGAAAAAUAGCAGUAUAUGCAGAUGUAAUCUUGAUCAUGAUUCAAGAACAGCAAUUUAGCUGGAAAAAAGGGGGAAAAUUGCAGCA
Tarenaya hassleriana is the source of this 2308-nucleotide messenger RNA. Its product is annotated as potassium channel KAT2-like. Lineage: Eukaryota; Viridiplantae; Streptophyta; Magnoliopsida; Brassicales; Cleomaceae. The record is from RefSeq and is a predicted model, not a curated record. Gene Ontology annotation, molecular function: voltage-gated potassium channel activity. Bases 171 to 2102 code for a protein of 643 amino acids. Gene Ontology annotation, cellular component: membrane. Gene Ontology annotation, biological process: transmembrane transport; potassium ion transport. The transcript is spliced from 11 exons.